UUUGAUAGUGAUAACCUUAUAGUUUUGAUUCUAGAAAGAACAUUAACUCUACAAAUGUAAAAAGAUCUUUGUCUUGUCACUAGUCUCUGUAUUUAUAGAAAACAAACAAAAAGUGGUGGAGCCAACUCGCCAAGGAGUUAAUUAGAGUGAGUCAGUGCGUGCAUAUAUAAAUACUGGAAGGGAUAGAGAGAAAACAGAACACAACAUAACGCAAAGGCAGAUCAGAAGAACACUUAGGUUUCAUAAAACAGAGAGAAGGAGAUUUAAGAUAUACUUCUCUUUUCUAGCUUUCACUUAUAGAAAAAAAAAAGAAGAAAGGAUGAGUUUGUGGGGAGUGAUGGGAGCAGGAUGGGGAAUGGUAGAAGAAGGUUGGAGAAAAGGGCCUUGGACUGCGGAAGAAGACCGUCUUUUGAUCGAUUAUGUGCGUCUUCACGGUGAAGGCCGAUGGAACUCUGUGGCGAAGCUCGCAGGAUUGAAGAGAAAUGGCAAAAGCUGUAGGUUAAGAUGGGUUAAUUACUUAAGACCAGACCUCAAGAGAGGACAAAUCACUCCUCAUGAAGAAACCAUUAUCCUUGAGUUGCAUGCUAAGUGGGGCAACAGGUGGUCAACAAUUGCUCGUAGUUUACCUGGAAGAACAGAUAACGAGAUCAAAAACUACUGGAGAACCCAUUUCAAGAAGAAGACAAAAUCUCCAGUUAACAAUGUUGAGAAGACGAAAAACAGAAUCUUGAAGAGGCAACAAUUUCAGCAGCUAAGACAGAUGGAGAUGCAGCAAGAACAACAGUUGCUUCAGUUCAACCAAAUCGACAUGAAAAAGAUCAUGUCUUUACUAGAUGAUGACGAAAAUAACAACAGUGGUGAUAAUAACUUCAGUAGCAGUAGUAGCGGCAGUAGUGGCGAAGGCGGUGCCUUCUAUGUUCCUCAUGAGAUCACACACUCAACAACUGGUUCUGGUUAUGACCCAAAUGGCAAUGGGGUUUUCCCGGUGCCAAUACCUGAGGCUAAUGUCAACGAAGAUUUCACCGUUUGGGAUGGUUUAUGGAAUCUUGAUUUGGAGGGACAAGAAAGCUUUGGUGGUGGUGCUUGUUUCCCAAGGAAGCACUGUUUCCAAAACGUGUUUAUUCCCUUCUGUUAGCUUGAGCCUUUAAGUGUCUUACCUGCCGGAAAAUGAAAAAAAUAAAACUUGACUGACAAGUUAGGUCGAGUUUGAGUUUGGUUUGGUCUUAUAUUUUCUGAUUUUCGGUUUAACAUAAGUUGUUCUGUUAGCCAUUGUGUGUGGAUCUUAUAAGAAGCACAUUUACGCAACGCCAAGUUAACGAACGAGUGAUGUAGUAGAAAGUCUGGACGAAUUGUGUGUCAAUUGUAGCACAAUAAAAUUCAAUUGAAACAAUCAAAUAAAAAUAUUGUUACUUGUAAA
This is a messenger RNA of Brassica napus (rape), 1417 nucleotides long. Its product is annotated as myb-related protein 305-like. Gene Ontology annotation, cellular component: nucleus. Gene Ontology annotation, molecular function: DNA-binding transcription factor activity; sequence-specific DNA binding. The transcript has 2 exons. Lineage: Eukaryota; Viridiplantae; Streptophyta; Magnoliopsida; Brassicales; Brassicaceae. Bases 320 to 1135 code for a protein of 271 amino acids. Gene Ontology annotation, biological process: regulation of DNA-templated transcription. The record is from RefSeq and is a predicted model, not a curated record.